Molecule: messenger RNA, 2196 nt
Organism: Sander lucioperca (pikeperch)
Lineage: Eukaryota; Metazoa; Chordata; Actinopteri; Perciformes; Percidae
Product: ubiquilin-1
Exons: 11
Coding region: 417-1997 (526 amino acids)
Biological process (GO): ubiquitin-dependent protein catabolic process
Cellular component (GO): cytosol
Molecular function (GO): polyubiquitin modification-dependent protein binding
Source: RefSeq, a predicted model, not a curated record
AAUUUUGGAUAAUAUUAUUUGUAACGCUGUGAAAAUAUGUUUUAAUGUGUAAGGGCAUUUUAAAAAGUUUAAUAAAUCCGACGCAUGGUCUUGGAAAUAUUACUGGUUUUGUGGUGUAGCCUAAUAGGUGUACUAUACUAUCUUUAAAUUAACUUCCAUUACAUAACUAUUGAAUUAAAUUCGUUAAUCAGAAUGCUCGCAGUGGCCCCCAUGUAAGGAACUGUACAUUAUAAAAUGUAGGCUACCAAAGAUAAAAAGGAUUUGUAUCUGCGCCACCUGCGCAGUCCGGUCAGAGCUGGCUCUCGUUCACACAACUUCCUGCCGAGUCAUCGGGACAGACACGCACCUCCGCCCCGGGACUCAGCGCUCCUCCAGCUCCGUUCAUCCUUAUCGGCAGCAGCGCGAACAGGACGGAGAUGUCAGGCACGGGGAAAGAUGAACCGACAGCACCGGGUGAUUUUCAAAGGUCUCAAACGAUCCACGUCGCCGUGAAAAGUCUCACAGACAGCAAAUACUUCACCGUUAGAGGAGGCUGUACCGUCAGACAGCUGAAAUGGGGUCUAGCAGAGCGCCUGGGAGUCCCGGCAGAGCAGCUGGUGCUGAGCCACUCCGGCCGGGUGCUCACAGAAUCAGAACUCCUGAGUCACCUUAAAGCACAAGAUGAGUCAGUCAGUCUCUGCAUGAUCCAAAGGUCUCAGCAUUUAUCUGCUGCGACCACCUGUGAUCCAGGUUCAGAAAUGAUCCAUUCGGAGCUCACAGCCGUUCUCGAUCCUGACCCUGAUAGCUUCACACCGUCUCCCACCUCUCCCCUUUGUCUGGUGGAAGGUCUGGACAGUCUUGGCCUAACAAAUAGUGGGCCUGGCUUCUUCCCUGCACUCCAGCUUCCGAUGGAGAGCCAGCUGCUGUCUGACCCAGAGAUGAUGCGUCGAGUCCUGGGCAGCCACUUCAUGCAGAGCACCCUCUCUACCUACAGCCCUCAACUAACCAGACAGCUCAUUCUGUCUAACCCGCUCCUGCAGACGAACCCAGAGGUGGGGGAUAACCUUAACAACACAGAUCUUAUCACACAGGUGAUGGAGCGUGUCAGGAACCCUGACAUGAUAGGGGAAGUGAUGCAUGAUGAAGACAGAGCAUUAGUCAAUUUGCAGCCAGAGCAGGAAAACCCUGAAAGCAUAACUGGUGAUUCUGAUGGGUUUCAGAAGAAUUUCCAGAUCCAGAUAGGAGCACCUCCAGUGGUGACUACAUCAUCUGGGACUCAACAGCCAACUGAAAGAGAAAGCAACGAGACUCCACAGGUCUCCAGUCCCUCCACGGAUCCUUUCAGAGAAUGGACCGCCACGGCCAGAGUUGAUCCAAAACCUCAGAGCACUGUUACUGCAGGCAUGCAGUCACUGCUAGAGGAGAUCAUGGCCAGUCCAGGACUGAUGGAGAGCCUGCUGUCUGGCCCUUAUGUCAGCAGUCUCCUCAAUUGCCUCGGUCAGAACCCUGACCUGGCUGCACAGAUGCUGCUGAGUCACCCUUUGUUCUCAGGAAAUCCUCAGCUGCAGCAGCAGAUGAGACAGCAGAUCCCUCUCUUCCUGCAACAGAUGCAGAGUCCAGAGCUGCUGUCAGCCAUGUUGAACCCCAGAGCCAUGGAGGCUCUGCUGCACAUCCAACACGGCCUACAGACUCUGGCUGCAGAGGUUCCUGCACUGAUACCUACAGCCAGUGUUAAUGCUGCCCCGGAGCUAGCGUCUGACUCUGUCCUUAACAGCCAAUCAGGAAGUGGUCCUCGUGUUGCCAUGGUGACAGAGGAGCAGCAGCAACAGUUUGUACAACAGAUGCUACAGGCGCUGGCUAACACCAAUCAUGGGGUCCAUGUUGAGGAGGCUGAGUUCCAGGACGAGCUGGAGCAUCUGAGCUCAAUGGGCUUCAGAGACCGAGAGGCAAACCGUCAGGUUCUCAUCAGGACUGGAGGAGACCUCACUACUGCUAUACAACAUCUGCUCAGUCUCUGACACACACACACACACACACACACACACACACACACACAGAUGUUGUUCUGUCCACAUAUACAUACAUAAGUGGAUGCACAUAUACCUAUUAAAUACAAGCACUCAAUACACUCAAACAUAAUAAUAUCAUUAUCAGCAAUUACAAAGUGCUUUACAAAAAACAAUCAUGCAAGCCAUAUUCAUAUUUCUGUACUUUCAA